Messenger RNA from Oryza brachyantha (malo sina), 1830 nucleotides. RefSeq names its product endochitinase A-like. The coding region runs from base 51 to 1487 and encodes 478 amino acids. The record is from RefSeq and is a predicted model, not a curated record. The transcript has 6 exons. Lineage: Eukaryota; Viridiplantae; Streptophyta; Magnoliopsida; Poales; Poaceae.
CUCCUCCGGCGGUGGCAGAUCCACGGACACACAAAGAGAGAGAUCUGCGGAUGGCGCCGCCCAGGAUGAACUCCUCUCCCCCUACCUCCUCCUCCUCCUCCAACAGCAAGAGCAACAAGGUGACCCCCGCACAGGUGGCCUUCCUCGUCGACCGCUACCUCGCCGACAACGGCUUCUCCGCCUCCCUCGCCGCCUUCCGCUCCGAUGCCGCCCACCUCUUCACCAAAGCCGCUCCCGUGCCCCCCAAGGGCCUCCUCCCCCUCGCCGACAUCCUCCACGACUACGUCCACCUCAAGGAGUCCCGCCUCGCCGUCGACUCCGCCAUGCACGCUAUGCACAACCUCGUCUCCUCCUAUUACCUCCACCACCCCCCUCCCACCACGCCGCCAUCCCCGCCAGCAUCCUCCUCAUCGCCCCCAGGCCCUGCCCCUACACUUGCUUCGCCCAUCCUACGCUACACGCACACGCAGACGCAGACGCAGACAUCCUCCUCCUCACUUGUUCUCCACAGCCACAGCCACAACGCAUCGGACGCCACCGCGCUGCCCACAAGCAACAAGAGGAAGGCUACAAAGUCUGCUGGCAAGGCGGCUUCUGCGUCCAAGAAAACCUGCACGACCUCACACCCCAAAGGAAAAACUGUAGCCUGUCAACCGUCAACUGAUAACCCAGACCACAACAUGCUAAUCCCGGGCUCUGUUGCUGCUCAACCACCUUCCGCUCUGUUGAAGCUCCCUCUUCAGGGCUCUUCUGUUGCUAAAAGUUUGUUCAGGCCACUCCAGUCUCAGUCUCAGUCUCAGUCUCAAGCCCAUUCUUCUCCAUGCACACCUCAACAAAGCCAUUCUGCACAAGGCAGGCCUGCUGCUUAUCAAACAGAAAGACCGCCAUCGGUGCUUGCAAACGCUCAUGCCCAACAGGAGCUCCCUUCCUCUCAAUGCUCCAUAGUUUCCUCCAAGACUGUUAUCGUCAGCCCUCUCAAAGGGGCUGCCUAUUAUGCUGUCGAGAGGAGUUACCAUGUCAGCUCCCCCUUGAAAUCAAAGUCCUCCUCCAAAAGGGAACAUGUCAAAGGGAAGCUGGAUUUCGGCACUUCUGAUGCUACGCCAUCUUCACAUGAGCAGAUUUGCAACCACUCCCCUAGCUCUUCUGAGGGAGAGAAGCAAGAUGAAUUUGGCAUUGAUCUCACAAAUUUUGACAUAUUUGAUGGCGAUUUUUCAUUUUCUGAGCUUCUUGUUGACUUAGAUCUUGACACUGAAGGCUUUCAGUGCCACGACCCUUCCAUCAGUGCUGAAGUUCAAAGACUAGACCCUGUUCCAAGGAGUGACUAUGUGACGGCAGUUCCAGUUUUACUAGGUUCUGCGAAGCCAAUGUCAGAAGAUGCCACCGAGGAUAUUAAUUCACAAGCAGGACCAGCAUCAGUUACUUCUGUUAGAGCUAUAACUAAGAGGAUAAAGAUUGUUAGCCCUGUUAAGGGCCGGACAGCACCUUAGUUGAGCAGAUAGAAUUCAACAUGAGUACAUGACCAAGCAAAUACCUUCUGGAUCUGACUACUACCUGACAUGAUCUAGAUGGUCAGAUAGCUGGUGACAGUAUGUUGUUUUUAACCAUUUUGUAUUGCGUUCAAGGGCCUUUUCGACAGCACAAGUAUGCAUUGAUUUCCAUAGCAAGCAUGUAUCAUUUUGUUCCUUCUACCAUUUGCUAAUCAUUUUGUCGUGGUGUAUAGCUAAUAUUGCACUUGCAAGUGCUGACUAAUGCGAAUAGUACUGUUCAUUACAGUAAUUCACUGAUUGUAUUUUUCCUAAACUUUUGAAGCUCCUGAAAUGAACUUGUUAC